AUGAACCAAUAUUUUCAAUCAGAACAUGUAGUUAUAAACACUUUAAAUGAAAAGAUGGAACUGGUUUGUACAGACUUAUUAUUAUGUUAUAUGAAAACUCCACUACAUUUAAUCAAUCCGAAUGAUGAAAAUCAAUUUUUAAGUACUUCUACAGUUUACUUAGGUGUUAAGGUUCUAAAUCAAAUAAAAAUAUCUGCUAUUCAACAAAGAAAAGAUUUACUUAAAGAAUUUUCCAAUAGAUUUAUUAACUUUAUUAAAACUAGUUGCUUACAAAUUAAUAAAAGAUAUGAUUUUUCAAAUACAAUACUUCCUUUAGUUAAUAUGUUGACACCAUCGGUUGCACUCUCUUCAAAAAUGAGGGAAAAGUACCCACCAAUCACUUGUUUGUCUGAACAGCUUCACAGAAUUGUGAACGGAGAUAGUAAUAUUCAAAAACUAGAUGAUCAGCGGCGCACUAUAGUAUUAGUUAGAUUACCGAAUGAAAUUCAAACUGAAAAAGAAUCUGAUAAAUGUUGGACUUUGAUUAAAGAAUUAGGAACUGGUAAAUUCAUAGAUCUUGCUGAAUUUGCACUAGCUGUUUUAUCUCUGCCUCAUUCUAAUGCAAGUUGUGAGAGAGUAUUUAGUAAAAUCAACUGCAUUAAGACUAAAUCUAGAAAUAAGUUAAUAACCAGUACAGUAUCUGCAACUGUUAUAACAAGUGAAUGCUUGAAAAAAAAUAAUUUAAACUGUAUAUGUUUUCAACCGACCAAACUUAUGUUUGAUAGUGUGUCAUAUACAUCUUUAUACCCUUCCUCAGUAACCAAUAAGAAUGAAUUAAAUACUAAUAAGACUAUGAUCAAUAUAAAUGAGGAAGAAGAAAUAUUUUUAUUAGAAGACUAA
Molecule: messenger RNA, 879 nt
Organism: Macrosiphum euphorbiae (potato aphid)
Lineage: Eukaryota; Metazoa; Arthropoda; Insecta; Hemiptera; Aphididae
Source: the annotation of a GenBank genome assembly